AUGUCCUAUCUGGAAAACGAAAUCUCAAUGACCGAAGGUUGGCAGGACCUUGUCGUCUGGGACGAGGAAUUGUUGGAUCCAUUCUUCCAGGGCGCCACCAGCUACCUAAGUGCACAACAGAGCAGCUACACCUCGAGCUACCAGUUUUCGGACAGCUACACUUCUGAGCCGUCUUACCUAGUAUCAGCGCCCCCUUCUGUUGCUGAUGAACCCCCGUCACUGGAGUACUCAGCCCCGCCAUCGAUUCCUGACGAACAGUGCUUAAGUGGGCGAAUGUAUGAUACCUCGCUAUCCUUCGACGCCCAUUCCACUUCUCGCUCGCCUUUCCCAACCGGCAGCCAUGACUUUGGGUCUUUUCGCAUCUACAACAAUAAUCUCCUAUCACCCCUGGAAAACUUCGACGAUGUACCGAUCCUAGACACACGUUACGAUCGUAUCCCUGAGACCUUCCCGUCAUCAACAGGUUCUCUUGAAAGCGCAGCCGAGACGGUAUUCAACCCUUAUAUAACAGGAUCGUCUCACUCCUUCAGUGGCUUGGAUGUGAGGGUUUCUGGUGUUUUCUCGAACCCUAGUGCCUGGGCGGAUAGGCCACGCAUCAUCGAGCCAAUUGACGAGAAUGCUUCAAACAGUGCAGAAGUCGCGCCGAUCACUAUACCACAAAGUUUCUCGCAAAGUUACAAUCCAGCACCUUCAUCUUAUCGGCAAUCGAAUAGGGAGAGGGAGCUGCAUAGCAGCAGCAUGGCCAUUACGAUACCUGCCGGCGUACGUACGAACUACAACAAUCGAACAUCACACUCGGAAUCGACACGCAGAGUCCCUCCAAUACUAUCCGUCUCGCCCGGAGCUUUGCGCCCAUCUCGCAGUGCCAUGUCACCCAGACACACCUCACGUCCCCGCCGCAAGACCUCCAUACCAUCACCCGCCUCCGAUUCGUAUGCAUGGGUCGCCUACCAGCCAAACCCAUUGACCAAUAGGUUAGCGCCUACGAGCACCGAAGGCCUGGCUGGACGAGCGCUAAGGGGACGUAAGAAGGCUCUUACCGCUGAGCAGCGAAGUCACGCAGCAUUAAUGCGCAUCGUCCGUGCUUGCUCCAACUGCCAAAGGCGUAAAGAAAAAUGCGAUCCUGGUACACCGUGUAAAGCUUGUGUUGAAUACUAUAAAGGAGAUCUGGUAAACCAUCCUUGUCGGGACCAUACACUUAGCGAUUUAUCUACGGCUUUCCUUUCUGACCGCCUCGGGUGGCAUCCGACUGAUCGACCCGUGGAGUCGUUCAUUCCCGCUGGCAGUUUCGAAAUAUCCACAGACUUUACCUACACAGUUCCCUUGAACUUCGGCUUUGGCCCAAAUUUCCCCGUCGCGGUUCACGCUAUAAAGUUGAAGGGCAAUCGCCGCCUAGUACACGAACACAUCAUCUACGCAUGGCCGCCAGAAGUCCCCACCGGACACACACACAAGCAUGCUGUUCUUCCAGCUGUACUGACCGACGCUGCCCAGUUCCAUCUGAUGCAGACGUUGGAUUCCCACUUAUCGCUACUGGUGACACGCCACUUCCACGCUUUCCCGCUGUUCCGCUCACCUCUCAGGGUUUUGCGCGAGAUAUAUGUAUUUUCGUGUUCUAUCCCAGCAAACUCCACACACUACCGCAUACUCCAUCAAGCACUCAAGCUUCUGGUACUGGUCCAUGUCGGCGGCGACAUCACGCUACCGUCCCCUUCAGAAAGUUCGGUGGUGAAGCAAUUCAUCAGCGACACGAUGGAUAUACCUAAGGAAAUCACCCCCACACCUUGCUUCAUCCGCGCCCAAUUUGGUCGAAUUAUGCCCGACCUGGCCCUCAAGCUAAUGAAGGAUGUCCUAUCAUCACUGGAACAACUCUCCCUGAACAAGGAUUGUAGUGACUGGCCUAUUGUCCUGGCCGUUCUUAUCAGUAUACUCAUGACGGUAGAGUCUGUCCACUACCAUGCUGCCAAGCUGCCUUACCACAACCGAUACGAUAUGCCACGACCCAGUGCCGAAGAGGACCUAAAGUUCGAUGAACAAGGGGUAAAAGCCUUGCUGGACUUUUACAGCGCAUGCUUCUCUGGAUGCCACGCCAGGAUCAGGCCAGACUGGGAAGGCGAGUCUGUGCAGUCGCACAACAUUGGAUCCCCUGAAGCCAAAUUCAUUGAAGGCUUGCGGUCAACCAUAAAAAUGGCCGAUAAUGCGGGCUAUCUGGCUCAGAAAGCGAAUGAGACCAGAGAAGGUGAUGACAUGGGCUACUUUUUCGAUCGAUUGGUUGCGCGUCUAUUGAGCUCAAAACUGUAA
This is a messenger RNA of Pyrenophora tritici-repentis Pt-1C-BFP, 2301 nucleotides long. Its product is annotated as GAL4 domain containing protein. Gene Ontology annotation, biological process: regulation of DNA-templated transcription. The record is from RefSeq and is a predicted model, not a curated record. Gene Ontology annotation, molecular function: DNA-binding transcription factor activity, RNA polymerase II-specific; zinc ion binding. NCBI's taxonomy places the organism in Eukaryota, Fungi, Ascomycota, Dothideomycetes, Pleosporales, Pleosporaceae.